Messenger RNA from Momordica charantia (bitter melon), 1449 nucleotides. RefSeq names its product mogroside I-E synthase-like. NCBI's taxonomy places the organism in Eukaryota, Viridiplantae, Streptophyta, Magnoliopsida, Cucurbitales, Cucurbitaceae. The record is from RefSeq and is a predicted model, not a curated record. Gene Ontology annotation, molecular function: quercetin 3-O-glucosyltransferase activity; quercetin 7-O-glucosyltransferase activity.
AUGGAGCAAUCUGAUAGUAAUAGUGAUGAUCAUCAACAUCAUGUCCUCCUUUUUCCGUUUCCGGCGAAGGGUCACAUCAAGCCCUUCCUCUGCCUCGCCCAGCUCCUCUGCGGCGCCGGCCUCCAAGUCACGUUCCUCAACACCGACCACAACCACCGUCGCAUCGACGACCGCCACCGCCGCCUCUUAGCCACCCAAUUUCCGAUGCUUCAUUUCAAGUCCAUUUCCGACGGCCUCCCGCCUGACCACCCUCGAGAUCUUCUCGACGGGAAGCUUAUUGCAUCCAUGCGUCGAGUAACCGAGUCGCUCUUCCGACAGCUUCUGCUCUCCUACAAUGGUUAUGGAAAUGGAACUAAUAAUGUUUCUAACUCCGGUCGCCGGCCGCCCAUAAGUUGCGUUAUUACAGAUGUGAUUUUUAGUUUUCCGGUGGAGGUGGCUGAGGAAUUGGGGAUUCCUGUGUUUAGUUUCGCCACGUUCAGUGCCCGUUUCUUGUUUCUUUACUUCUGGAUUCCUAAGCUCAUUCAAGAGGGCCAGCUUCCAUUUCCAGACGGCAAAACCAACCAAGAACUGUACGGCGUUCCCGGGGCUGAAGGGAUCAUAAGAUGCAAAGAUUUGCCAGGAUCUUGGUCCGUAGAAGCCGUAGCAAAAAACGACCCAAUGAACUUCGUGAAGCAGACGCUGGCCUCGUCUCGCUCCUCGGGCCUCAUUCUCAACACAUUCGAGGAUCUGGAAGCCCCAUUUGUAACCCAUCUCUCCAACACAUUCGAUAAAAUCUACACCAUUGGGCCCAUCCAUUCUCUGCUGGGCACCUCCCACUGUGGCCUUUGGAAAGAAGACUACGCUUGCCUGGCCUGGCUCGACGCUCGGCCGCGGAAAUCCGUCGUCUUCGUCAGCUUCGGGAGCUUGGUGAAGACGACAAGUCGCGAGUUAAUGGAGCUUUGGCACGGACUGGUGAGCAGCGGGAAAUCGUUCCUGUUGGUGUUGAGAUCGGAUGUGGUUGAGGGGGAGGAUGAAGAGCAAGUGGUGAAGGAGAUUUUGGAGAGUAAUGGAGAGGGGAAAUGGUUGGUUGUGGGGUGGGCGCCGCAAGAGGAGGUGUUGGCCCAUGAGGCCAUUGGUGGGUUUUUGACGCAUUCGGGAUGGAAUUCCACAAUGGAGAGCAUCGCUGCUGGGGUUCCUAUGGUCUGUUGGCCUAAAAUUGGGGAUCAGCCCAGUAACUGUACUUGGGUCAGUAGGGUUUGGAAAGUUGGGCUUGAAAUGGAGGAACGGUACGACCGCUCUACGGUCGCGAGAAUGGCAAGGUCUAUGAUGGAACAAGAAGGGAAGGAAAUGGAGAGGAGAAUUGCGGAGUUAGCGAAACGAGUGAAGUAUAGAGUUGGUAAAGAUGGAGAAUCGUACCGAAAUUUAGAAAGUUUGAUUCGAGAUAUUAAAAUCACCAAAUCAAGUAAUUGA